Messenger RNA from Geodia barretti, 645 nucleotides. The record is from the annotation of a GenBank genome assembly. Lineage: Eukaryota; Metazoa; Porifera; Demospongiae; Tetractinellida; Geodiidae.
AUGUCGAGAGUAAUCGUGAAGAAUUUGCCUCUCAAGGCGACGGAGAAGACGCUGUCCGAGCUGUUUGCCCAGUGUGGGGAGGUAACAGAUGCCAGACUCAUCAGGACGCAGACGGGCCUCUCGCGAAAGGUCGGGUUUGUGGGUCUCGCAAGCGACUCGCAGGCCCAGCGAGCCGUAGAGACGUUUGACCGCUCAUUUAUCGGCUCCGCCAGGAUCUCGGUGGAGGUGGCCAAGCCGUACGGAGACGAAUCCCUCCAGAGGCCUUGGAGCAAGUACUCUAGAGGGAGCUCUGCAUUCGCUAAAAGAGACAGCGAGAAAAAGAACAGAGAGCGAGAGAAAGGGGACGACGUAGGAGAGAAAGACAAUGUGAAAUCUGGAAAACAAAAGAAAUCGGUGGCGAUAUCCGAGUUGUGUGAUAUCGAAGAGGAGGAAGAGUUUCAGGAGUUUCUGUCGGUUCACACGCACAAGAGUCAAGUUAGAACGUGGGCUGAUGGCAGUACGGAAACCAGUGGGAAGAAAGACAAAAGAAAGACAAGCAAGAGAAGGGUGGGAGGAGAAGAAGGAGAGGUGGGUGAAGAGAUGGAGACAGAGGAUGGAAAGCAGCGGCGAAAGAUAUCUAAACUGGGAAUGAAAGUAGAAAGGUAA